This is a messenger RNA of Fusarium graminearum PH-1, 1494 nucleotides long. Its product is annotated as benzoate 4-monooxygenase. Lineage: Eukaryota; Fungi; Ascomycota; Sordariomycetes; Hypocreales; Nectriaceae. Gene Ontology annotation, molecular function: monooxygenase activity; iron ion binding; oxidoreductase activity, acting on paired donors, with incorporation or reduction of molecular oxygen. The transcript has 2 exons. The record is from RefSeq and is a predicted model, not a curated record. The coding region runs from base 1 to 1494 and encodes 497 amino acids.
AUGGCAAUCGUCGACCUCCUCUUCACCUGGUGGUCUCUACCCAUCGCCGCAGGACUCGUUGCUGCUUCAUAUCUCUACUCAUAUUUCAUAACGUACGGCCAUCUUCGCGACAUCCCCGCGCCUUUCCCCGCGCAAUUCUCAAAUCUAUGGCUUCUCUACGUCUGUCGACGCGGCGAGCGAUAUCGCGUCGUGGAUCAGAUUCACAAGGAGCUUGGCCCUGUUGUUCGCAUUCAGCCGAAUCAUACUUCCAUCGCUGAUGCGGAAGCUAUCGCGACAAUCUAUGGCCAUGGAAAUGGUCUCUUCAACACCCGCGAUCGGGCAGAGCACACGCGUAAGCGCAAGCUCAUCUCGCACGUCUUCUCAGCAAAGUCCAUUAGUCAAUUCGAACCCUACAUUCACGCCAAUCUUGAGCUCUUCGUCAAGCAGCUCGACAAGCUCGUCGCUUCCGGUCAGAUGGCCAAGAACGGUAAGCGAGAAGCUCUCAUGGAUUGUCUUCCAUGGUUCAACUACCUUGCCUUUGAUGUCAUCGGCGAUCUCGCAUUCGGUGUACCCUUCGGAAUGCUCGCUAGCGGCGCUGAUGUAGCUGAAGUGAGAGACACACCCGACAGCCCGCCGAUUUAUGCUUCUGCUAUCGAGAUUCUCAAUAGAAGAGGUGAAGUCAGUGCCACGCUGGGAUGUUUUCCUCAGUUGAAGCCGUAUGCUCAAUAUUUACCUGAUCCGUUUUUCAGCAAUGGAUUAAACGCUGUCAAGAACCUUGCUGGAAUUGCCAUCGCGCGCGUCAAGAACAGACUCGAUAAUCCACCAUCGAUUGAGCGAAUGGAUCUCCUCGCCAGAUUGAUGGAAGGAAGAGAUGAAAAGGGCGAGCCGCUGGGCCGCGAGGAAUUGACCGCCGAAGCCUUGACGCAGCUCAUCGCCGGUAGUGAUACGACAUCCAAUUCGUCAUGCGCUCUACUCUACCAUGUCACCCGAACACCUGGCGUUCUUGAGAAAUUGCAAUCUGAACUUGACAACGCGAUCCCAUCCGAAGUGUCAGUUCCCACGUACGACAUGGUUCGUGAUCUUCCCUACCUAGCCAACGUCAUCAACGAAACCCUUCGCUACCAUUCAACAUCCGGCAUCGGCCUCCCACGUCAAAUCCCACCCAACUCACCCGGCGUUACCAUCAAAGAUCACUUCUUCCCACCAGGUAGUAUCCUCAGCGUCCCAACGUACACACUGCACCACUCCAAAGAAAUCUGGGGUGCUGAUGCAGACGAUUUUAGACCAGAGCGCUGGGAGAAUCCUACGGAGUUACAAAAAACGGCGUUCAAUCCAUUUAGUCACGGACCUCGGGCUUGUGUGGGAAGAAAUGUGGCUGAGAUGGAAAUGAAGCUGAUUGCGGCGACGUGGGCGAGGAGAUAUGUGCCUGAGUUGAGGCAGGGAGUCAUGGAGACGAGAGAAGGGUUCUUGAGAAAGCCGCUUGGGUUGGAUAUUGCUCUGAUGAUGAGGGAGUAG